AUGUUCCCAACUUUCAUGAUCUAUGGUCAAUCACAGACAAGUGUCAUGCCUGAGCUACGAGCCAUGGCCUUCCAAACUCGAACUCCAACCUCGGAACUUUCACAACAGACUUCACCAGAGCGCAUCCGCUCAUUCAAUACGCAUGUUGGAAUGUACCUUGAUUCGGGUUGCUACCAUUUGGUCCCUCGGGCUAUUGAACGACAUAUAGAAAGCUAUCGAUUUCUCAACACUCAAGAACUCGACUUGAUUAAAGAUCAUCUUAUCGGUUUAGAGGAUCAGGUUCAUGAUACUAUUUCUUAUCUCUUUGAAGCUGAACGUGUAGUGGAAUAUGUUAAAAUGGCAUUGGGUUUGCCUGAUCCCGAAGUUAUCACCCACCAUCGUAUACUCAAGGAGCAACUAAAGCAAGCACGUGCGGAACGUAAAGAGUAUAUGCGCGCAGUCAAACAUUACAAUAGGGAGGUGGCAAGACUUGGAGCAAUUCUUUCUAGGGAGAACAAACGCACUUGCGAUUUUGAGGAUGCUGUAGCUCAAGCGAAUCCUGAACCCACCUCACCGGUUUCCGAAUCUGCCGCACCACUCGCCUCAGAUCUCGUCAGUCUUGUGAUUCAAUGA
Molecule: messenger RNA, 612 nt
Organism: Melampsora larici-populina 98AG31
Lineage: Eukaryota; Fungi; Basidiomycota; Pucciniomycetes; Pucciniales; Melampsoraceae
Exons: 2
Coding region: 1-612 (203 amino acids)
Source: RefSeq, a predicted model, not a curated record